Messenger RNA from Pelagomonas calceolata, 3788 nucleotides. The record is from the annotation of a GenBank genome assembly. Lineage: Eukaryota; Pelagophyceae; Pelagomonadales; Pelagomonadaceae.
GUAAGACACUAGAACAAGCCGCGGCGCCUUUCCGCGCGUAACUGAGCUUCCUGUUGCACGUACGGCACGCAGCGCGCUUUUUAAAAGCAGCUCAUAGCUUGGCGAAGCCUUGCUUUUAAACGCGGCGCGCCAGACGCCGUGCCCACAGAGAUUGGUGGUGGCGACCAAAUCAAGGCAAAUCGCCCAGACGCCACAGCAGCCAUGCCGGCCCGCAAAGCCAAAGUAGGAGCGAACGGAGCCCUGGUACGCCUGGGCUUCGAGAAGAGCUCGUCCAAGAUCAAAGACCUCCCAGCCGGCUCGACCGUCGACGUCGUCGAGACCAAGGGCGAGCGCUGCCGAUUGAGAAGCCCGGCCGGCUGGGUCUCGGCCAAAACUUUAGAAUUUGAACCGGAAAUGCCCCUCUCGCCCGUGUUAAGUAGGUCGCCGCCGAAAGCUAUCUCCCCGCCGAAGCAAGCAUUGGACGUCCAGCUCUCGCAGCGCUCGACGGCGCUCGAGAAGGCUCUGGAUACGACACCGAAAGCCAAGCCCAAAAAAAGAGCAGCCAAAAAACCCAAGUCCGCGGCCUUCGACGAGCAGGAGCCCUUUGAACUGUCCGGAGCUACUGUGCGAUGCUGGGUCCAUUCGAGGACGGGGUGUAGGGUGCGCCUCGUGAGCGCCCCAGGCCCCAUGGCGAACCUGUAUGGUGUGUUAGCGACCGAAGCUACCGAAGAGGCGUGGUGCAAGGCUGAUGAUGGAUUACCACACACUCUAGAACACCUAGUGUUUUUGGGUAGUGAAGACUACCCCUACAAAGGCGUGUUAGAUAAAUUGGCCAACAGAUGUCUAGCAAGAGGAACAAAUGCUUGGACUGAUGUGGAUCACACGGCUUAUACCGUGACGACCGCGGGCACGCAAGGGCUGUUGAAUUUAUUACCUAUCUAUGUCGAUCAUAUGUUACGACCGACGUUGACGGACGAAGGCUUCGUGACGGAGAUCCACCACGUCACGGGAGAAGGAGAAAACAAGGGCGUCGUCUACUGCGAGAUGCAGGGGCGCGAGAAUUCCGCCGAAUCUGUUGCCGAGAGAGCUUGCCUCGGGGCGUUAUAUGCCAAGACGGGCUACGCUUCCGAGACGGGCGGCAUCUGCGAUAACAUCCGCAAACUGGAGAACAAGACGAUCCAGCGGUACCAUGCGGAAUUUUAUCGGGCCGAGAACCUGUGUCUGAUCGUCACCGGGGGGGUCGACGCGGGCCAAUUACUAGACGUGGUGGACGAGGCCUUAGCUCGAUCCUGGCCUGCCGAGAAAGUAUCUUCAUCAAAAGGUUUAACGAGGCCCUGGACGACACCAGUGCCUCCCCCGUCAUUACCCUAUACUUCUAGAGACGUAGUGUUCCCCUCAGCAGACGAGGAAACGGGAUUAGUCGUCUGUGGCUGGCGCGCGUCGAAAUACGGCGACCCUCACACCGAUUGUAGGGCCACAUUACUCUGGCAGUAUCUCUGCGACGGCGCCGCCUCACCCAUGACGAAAAAGUUCGUCGACGAAGGUCUUUGUAGCGGCGUGUUUCCCUCCGGAGACACGUUCAGGGUAGGCUACCGCCAGGUCUGGUUCGACGACGUCGCUACUGACUCGUUAGAAAGGGUCCAAGCCGAGUUCGACGCUGCACUAGUAGAGCAAUCAAAGAAGGGCAUCGAUCCCACGCGCAUGCGGGACAUCAUCGCGAGGCAGAAACGGAAGACGCUCGCGGCCUGCGAGGACGACCCCUGUGCGUUGUUAGUCUCCCCUGUUCUGAAGCAUUUCAUCUACGCUGAUCAGAGGGAUGAGACUUCUACUUUGAAGGAGCUGGGCGACGCCCUAGGGUUGUUGGAGUACGCCCAAGCCUUAGAUACGGCGACGUGGGACGCGGAUUUGCAGAAGCUGGCCUCGUCUGCUGAUGAACGAGUCUGGGUCAUCUCUAGGCCGUCCGCGGCGGAAGCGUCUAGACAGAGAGACGAGGAGGAGUCGAGGAAGCAAGCGACGAUCAAGAGGGAAGGUCCUGAAGGUCUGAAAGCUCUCCAAGAUAAGUUAGACAAGGCCCAAGAAGUUAACGAGCGCGACAUACCCUCGGAGAUGCUCAGCUGCGUCCCGGAGCCAGACCUCGAGGAGGCCACGACGCAAUUGUUUGAUGUCCAGAGCUUUCCCGGUUCAACGACGUUAACGAAGAGCGCCGAGGCGUGGGUGUCUCCGGGCCAGCAGUGGGCCCUGGACCACGUCGCCGGGACGCAGUUUUGUAGGGUUGAUGUCUGCUGCGAUACACGUGGUCUAGCACCUGAGUUGCGGGAGUUCCUACCUCUACUCUCAGAAGUGCUGCUGAAGGCGCCGACGUACGAUGACCAAGGUAACGUAGUCAGCGCGGACGACAACAUCUCCCAGCUCAGACGAAGAACCGUUUCUUAUGGAUGCGGCACCGGAUUGUUAGGCUCAGGGACGUCGUGGGGCUUCUUUGUGGGAUGUAAAGUGGAUAGAGCCUCCGAAUCUUAUCAAGGGGGCGCGGACAUCGUGCGUACGAUCUUAACGCAGACUGAUAUAUUUGAUGAGGCAAGAGUCGACCAAGCCGUCGCAAAGAUGUCUCUCGAAUUACAAUCGGCGUUGCGGGACGGGGGCACCGUCGCGAGGAUGGCUUUACAUGCGUUAGUCUUCGACCGCGUGGCGGACAACGGCGCUCUGUUGGCCUAUGCUGCUCAAAGAGCAUUUUUGAGAGAAGCUCGAUUCUCCUUGUCGAAGCUCGGGACGUUGUUGGGAAGAAGAAAACAGUUUAUGAGGGACUUUGGUGCAUUAGCACUGGCGCUCUUCGACCCGACGACUCAGAUCAGUCGGGUGGCCGGCGAUCUACUAGGUGGAGUGAACCCCAUCUCUGCAGAGUCGUUGGACACUCUAUCUCAAACUCCGUCGAAAGCCAAGGAGGCCUUCCAGAAGAGAUGCGACCAGAUAGGCACUCGUAAAGCACCGCGUAGCGAACCAGCGAAACCGCAACAGAUAAGGUGGGGCCGCCUCACCGUCGUAGGAGUCGGUUCCUUGGAAGGCGGCUCGGCGUUCCUGAAUCGCUGCGCGCUGGGGCCCUCGGCCAAUGACCCCCUGAAAUGGUCGGCGUCGCUGGCAGUAGCAUUGGAGUACCUCAAUGCCUUAGAGGGCGACUUCUGGGUCAAGAUUCGGGGUGCGGGGUUGGCCUACGGCGCUUCGCUCCGAGCGGAUUCUGUCCAUGGGCUGAUCUACUUUGGGUUGUAUCGUAGUGCGUCGCCGAAGGAGGCGUUGGACGCUGCUAAACAAAUUGUUGCUGGGUACGCGGACGGAUCUACUCCUAUCAGGUCGGACGACUUCGCGAACGCGCGCGGUUCUCUGGCUUCGGGGUUGGUGGAGGGCGAGAAAACUAGAUCCCAGGCCCUUUUCGGGGCGUGGCGCCGCGCUUUGUUGAAUCAAGAUUCAGAUAGGAACCGGCAACUCAUCAAGGCGGUCGGUUCCGUGUCCGAGAGGGACGCCUUGGACGCGAUCCGCACCUGGGUGGCGCCGCUCUUCGACGACGCCUGCGCUUGCACGGCGAUCGCGUGCGCGCCGGCCAAAGUGGAAACGUUGCGUGCGACUUUACUGGACACCAAGCGCCUGGCCGCUUCGCCAGAAGUGUAUGAUGAUUCGACGCUGGAGGCCAUGGUCGGGAGAAAACCGGAGCUGUCCCUGGCGAAGAAGGCCGGGUUCGUCGCGUUUGGGGCGUUUGCGGCGGUCGCGGUGCUGAGGGCUAGGAGAAAGUGAGGGCGUAAAUAAGUAUCCUCCUUAGUCGC